AUCGAUUGAGCGCAGAAAUAAUAAUCAUCUUGGUAUUUGCGCAUUUGUGCUGUAGACUUAGUUAUAAUUACGCGCAAUUACAGUAUUUCUGUGACGAUUGAAAUGUGUUGAUAUUUUUUAAACUUUAAUAGAACAAGUAACACUGUUCCAGAGAUUGUUUCAUCAUCGAGUGAAAUCAUUUUUGGGAAAUUCAAGAUGAUGGGACCACAGCAUGCGCAAACAAACAAAGACGUCAACGGGCCCACACUUAUGCCCGGUGGGCAAUACAUCAAACCGUCCAACUCUUCAAAGAGUACUUUUAUGAUUUUUUCACCGUAUGCAGAAGAGGUCGGUGCAUUGGCUCGCAGUUUAAAAAUCUUUGAAAGUCACAAAAUAAAUUUAUUGUAUAUUGAGUCUCGGCCAUCUAAAAGAUUUCCGGGCAAGUAUCAAUUCGUUGUAGAGUGCGAUACGGAUGAUGCAAAAAAUUUACAAGCCGCCAUUGAUGAAAUCAAAAAGAACAGUGAAUAUUUCAACAUAAUUUCACGUAAUCACACUGACAAUAAAGAUUCAGUCCCAUGGUUUCCAAGUAACAUCAAGGAUUUGGAUCGCUUUGCAAACCAAAUUUUAUCGUACGGUGCAGAACUGGACUCGGAUCACCCGGGAUUUACAGAUCCAGCUUAUCGUGCACGCCGAAAAUAUUUCGCUGAUAUUGCAUACAACUACAAACACGGGCAGCCGCUGCCGCGAGUGGAAUAUAGCAAGGAAGAAAUUGAAACUUGGGGACAAGUUUUCAAUCAAUUAACUAAACUGUAUCCAACUCAUGCCUGUAAGGAGCACAAGCACGUGUUUCCACUUUUGGUGGAAAACUGUGGUUAUCGCGCUGAUAACAUUCCACAACUUGAAGACAUCUCUAACUUUUUAAAAGAUUGCACUGGAUUCACACUCAGACCAGUUGCUGGUUUAUUGUCAUCUCGUGACUUUUUGGCUGGUCUGGCGUUUAGAGUUUUCCACAGUACGCAGUAUAUUCGUCAUUCGAGUCGCCCACUCUACACUCCGGAACCGGAUGUAUGUCAUGAAGUCCUUGGUCACGUGCCACUCUUUGCAGAUCCAGAGUUUGCACGGUUUUCCCAAGAGAUUGGAUUAGCGUCGCUUGGUGCCCCAGAUGAUUUUAUUGAGAAACUUGCAACGUGCUUCUGGUUCACUGUGGAGUUUGGUUUGUGUCGUGAAGAUGGUGCAUUGAAGGCUUUUGGAGCUGGUCUACUUUCGUCUUUCGGCGAGUUACAGUACUGCCUGUCUGAUAAACCGGAAGUGAGGCCAUUUGAUCCCGCCACAACGGCUAUACAGAAAUAUCCAAUCACAGAAUAUCAACCAGUUUAUUUCGUUGCUGAGAGUUUCGAAGACGCGAAAAAUAAAAUGAUUAAAUUUGCGGCAACAAUUCCAAGGCCAUUUGCAGUCCGCUAUAAUGCUUACACGCAGAACAUUGAAGUUUUGGAUUCCAAGGAGCAACUCUACGCUAUGAUCACGAAUCUGAAUCAAGAAAUGAGCAUUUUGCAAGAUGCCCUGCGUAAAUUAUAAACAACGCUUGUCAAAUCUGGAUUACAUCCAAUCAUCAAAACGUGAUCACAAUAAAUUUUUCCUAACUUUU
Molecule: messenger RNA, 1624 nt
Organism: Dalotia coriaria
Lineage: Eukaryota; Metazoa; Arthropoda; Insecta; Coleoptera; Staphylinidae
Gene: Hn
Product: phenylalanine hydroxylase
Exons: 7
Coding region: 196-1554 (452 amino acids)
Biological process (GO): L-phenylalanine catabolic process; L-tyrosine biosynthetic process
Molecular function (GO): phenylalanine 4-monooxygenase activity; iron ion binding
Source: RefSeq, a predicted model, not a curated record